AUGGACGACGAGCUGCUCUCCCCGUGCUCCUCCUUCUUCCCGGUCUCGCCGCCGUCCGGGCAGUUCGAGCACCACCACCACCAGUUUAUCCAGUUCGCCUCCUGCGAGGUUCCCGAGCAAUGGCUGCUCGGCGACGUCGCCGUGCCGGCCAAGAGCGAGGACGCGGGGGACCUGUGGCCCGCGGGGUCCCUGCUGUCCACGGACUCCGAGAUCUCGGAGCUGCCGGCGGCGAGCCUCCCUGCCUCCACGGAGUCGACGCCGCGGCCGGCGGCGGCCAAGCAGCGUGGGAGGAAGCCCGGGCCACGCCCCGAGGGGCCCACAGUCAGUCACGUGGAGGCCGAGAGGCAGCGCCGCGACAAACUGAACCGCCGCUUCUGCGACCUCCGCGCUGCUGUCCCCACCGUGUCCCGCAUGGACAAGGCCUCCCUCCUCGCCGACGCCGCCGCAUACAUCGCCGAGCUGCGCGCCCGUGUGGCCCGGCUCGAGGACGAGAGCAAGCAGGCGGCCGCCGCGAGGUGGGACACUAACUCGGGCUCCCUCGGCGGUGGCGGCGCCUCCUUCCAGCACUUUCUAGCCGGCGACGAGACGGUGGAGGUGCGAAUGGUGGGACGGGAGGCGGCGGCGCUGCGCGUGACGACGGCAGCGGGGUCCGCCCCGUACGCGCCGGCGAGACUGAUGAGCCCGCUCCGCUCGCUUGAGAUGCAGGUGCAGCACGCGUGCGUGAGCCGCGUGCAGGGCGCGACGGUGCAGGACGUCGUGGUGGACGUGCCCGCCGCGCUGCAGCACGAUGACGGCGCCGCCCUCCGCUCCGCGCUGCUCCAGCGGCUACGCGACAGCGCCUAG
Triticum turgidum subsp. durum (durum wheat) is the source of this 843-nucleotide messenger RNA. Lineage: Eukaryota; Viridiplantae; Streptophyta; Magnoliopsida; Poales; Poaceae. The record is from the annotation of a GenBank genome assembly.